GUGGGUGUUUUCAAACUGGUGGGUGUUUAUAUAUUAUGCAAUGAAAAUGAUCCCCUUCACCCGACCCCACCCCUAAACCCUACCCACACUCUGACGUGGGCAAAUCAGGUAACGCUCUCAAAAACGCCCCGCUGUCUAUGGCCUCGCCCAUCAAUCAUGUCCUGCAGAGACCUGUACUUGUACGGAUGACUCCUGUAUGUUACUUAAUUGUCUUUACCUUCAUUACAGUCGUCAUCCAUCAAAACCUUUUUAGUGACACUGGUUUUCUUUUUCCAACUGAGAGUGUUUGCGUUUUGAGCCACUGUUCAGUCAGUAUUUCACAGCAGCACGAUGAGAAACGGCCUGGGCUGAUCCGAAACAAUCACAGAAUAUGUAGAGAGGUGGUGCCUUAUUUUAAAUGUAUUUUUAAUUAAUUUAAUUUAUUUUUUUAAAUGUAACAUGUUAAUUAAAUUAAUUAAUUAUAUUAAUAUAUUUAAAUUAAUUUUAAUUUAUCUCGCGGCCCACCUGGAGGAUUACUGAGGACCCCUAGUGGUUGGGAACCACUGCUUCAAACCUACCCAAUAAACACUUUUAAUAUUAUUAAACACUCAUUCACAGUUUAUUUCCAGUUUUAGAACAUUAUUUUAAUUUUUAACCCGCGCUGAACGCGUUAAAAGCUUGGUCUGUGAUAAUUGCAUUUUUGAGGGCCUAAACCUGCUCAAACUCAUGAAACUUUGCACACGCUUUAAAGUGGUGAAAAUUAAUGUGUGAUAUGGGUUUCAGAAUUAAGUGUUGCAAAAUGGCUCAAUAGCACCACCUACAAAAUUUCAACGAAGUGCACUUCACGCUAUGUUUCACAUACGGGUGUGAAAUUCAGUAGAAAUGUAACAUCCCUACAAAAAAGUCUCCUGAUGCAAAAUCUGAAAACCAACAGGAAUCAGAUAUUUUUUUAAUUUUCUCUGGCAAACUUGUGCAGUUUUUGCCAUCUCCAGAUGUUGUACUUUACUCGUUAAUUCUCUAGUACGGAAAUGGAAACUGUGGUUUUAGAGCCUUUGCAUCGUGCUAAAACCUUUAGUUUGAUCGACACCUUUAUGAGCGACAGACACAAUGGACAAAAUCUUUUCGUUCUUCUGUAUGUUUUCUUAUUGGAUUAUGCAAAUCACGUCCAGUGAUGCAUCAGUACGAGGAUCUUCUGAUCUGUUCAGAGUUCAGAUUGGAGAAGACAUCACUCUGAACUGCAGCAUGAGAAGCAGAUAUGAAAUGGCCUGGUAUCAUCUCAGAUCUGAAGAGCUCGUUCUGCUGAUUUCUGCAGAGAAGCACAAAACUGGAAGAAAACUUCUGAUCCACUAUAAUCUAAACAGCACUCGUCUGAAAAUGACAGCAGACAGUUGGGUCACCAGAGUCUCUCUAACUAUUUCAGGAGUAACAGAGUCAGAUUCUGGUCUUUAUUUCUUUGGAAUAAAAUCUGACACUACAGAGAUGCACUUCAACAGAACCAUCAGACUGGAGAUUGAGGGUCUUUCAGAGACGAAAGAAGAAGAUAUAAUCACAGAUGAUGGAGUGACGGUGACGGAGCGUGUGUUGAUGUUCGGUGGUGUUGGACUGGCUGUGUUUGUGUUUUUUCUGACUACAGUCAUCGCAGGAGGAAUCAUUUACCAUCGAGGACAGCAGAAAGGAUGGAAAGAAGCGAAACGUGCAUCUCGGAUGAGUUACAAAUCAGCUAAAUGACACAUUUACGUGCUUUAUUUGACUAUCUGAGCUUUGCUUUGCAAAUCAGCAUUGCUGUAGGGAAACACAAAUAGACAACUGUCUUUUCCUGUUGGUCUGAUCUUUCUUUCACUUCAGAGAAACUGAGAUGUUGUGGUAAAUGAUGUCUUUUUCAGCACCAGUGAAUCUUAAACAGUCAUAGUGAUUAUUCAGGUUUGUGCGGUUCAGGUAAUAUUCAGAAACAUUUCAAAGUGCUUCCACUGUCUUUAAUGAACAUUGUGUCUGACUUAUAUCUCUCUUAUAUAGACUUUAUGUAUUAAACUUGAGGAGUAUUAAUGUGUACAUAUAAGCUGUUUUCAAGAGGAAAUGUAAAUGUAAAUCUCUUCUGUGGCACAUAAAGUUUGAUUUAAUAAAAAUGUCAACCGAUGUAUUCAAUGAUAAAUGUGUUGAUGAGAAAUCAAAUAAA
Molecule: messenger RNA, 2152 nt
Organism: Megalobrama amblycephala (Wuchang bream)
Lineage: Eukaryota; Metazoa; Chordata; Actinopteri; Cypriniformes; Xenocyprididae
Exons: 4
Coding region: 1087-1707 (206 amino acids)
Source: RefSeq, a predicted model, not a curated record